AGAGAGAGUUUCUAGGUCAGUUCUAGGCAGAAGCACAAGGAAGGAAGGACUGCCAUGUUACAUCAAAAUAUGUAAUGGCAAAUACCUUCUUUAUUUAUUUGGAAGUAAUGGAGAGUAAUUUCUGGAUAACUGAGACCACCAGUUCCAGAAGCUCAGCUGGAAUUUGUAGAUCUGUGCCUUCAUGCUUCUGGGUGUCCUAACAUGUAGUAUGUGUUUGUGUCCCUGUGUGUAAGGAAUCUACACUGAUACAAUUACUCUGUGUAACGGGAGGUUCUCACCCUGCUGAGUGCUGGUUCUGGGCUAGUCCACUAUCUCUUCCCCAGUCUUUGUUCUCAAGUAUGUUUGGUGCUGCACUGCUGUCUGUCACGUCCUGGUGUAGUUGGUCCAGCCACCUCCUUCCUCGUUCUGCCCAAACUCCUGCCACAGAGCAGUGUCCAUGCACAGGUAUUGUGGUGACCUCAGCUCUGUACUACACGUUUCUGACAGGGAGACUGCAGAAAUCAGAAAGAAGGACAAGUCCACCAUAUUGAGAAGUAUGAUCUUUCCUUCAGAGGCAUCCAGUGGCAUCAUUUUUCCACUUAUUCUUCCGAGUCAGUGCGAUAGUUGUCUAUCUGCUCUGUGAGCUCUUAACUAGCAGCUUUAUUGCCUGCAUGGUGACAAUUAUCCUCCUCUUGUCCUGUGACUUUUGGGCUGUAAAGAAUGUCACAGGGCGACUGAUGGUUGGCCUUCGCUGGUGGAACCAGGUGGAUGAUGAUGGUAGAAGUCACUGGGUAUUUGAAGCCAGGAAGGUAUCGGCGCAAGGGAGUAAAACCUCAUCAGAAGCAGAGUCCCGAAUUUUCUGGUUAGGUCUAAUUACCUGUCCUAUGAUCUGGGUGAUAUUUGCUUUCAGCGCUCUCUUUUCUUUCAAAGUGAAAUGGCUGGCAGUGGUUGUGAUGGGAGUGGUGCUUCAGGGAGCCAACCUUUAUGGUUAUAUCAGGUGUAAAGUUGGCAGUAGAAAGAACUUGACAAGCAUGGCAACCAACUAUCUUGGGAAGCAGUUCUUGCGGCAGACUGUGGCUAAAGAGGAUCAAACAGCAUCCUGAGAGUGGUAGAAGCCUCAAGCCAGACUGGAUUCACAGUAGUGGACAACAGAGAACGUUGCUCUGACCAUGAGAUUUGGGAGCUGCAUACGUGAGGUGUGAAUUAAAAGAAGUAAAUAAAUUGUGCAAGACUUCAGGUUAACACUCCUAGCAACUUAUAUUCGAUUUUCCACUAGCGGUUUGUGUUUCAGUCCUUUCUUUAGUUUGAUUAAUUAAAAUUAAUUUGCCUAAACUUUAAAUUAAAAAAUAUCCUAGGUGGCUCUCAUACAGGUUUAGAACUACUGGAUGAACUAAGAGAAAAUUGCAGGACAUCCUUCUUCAGAAAAGCCAUGCACAAGGUGAGCCUUCCGUUGUCCAAGAACUCCCCCAACUUCUCCAGCAGUUGGUGCCUCAAAUAAUUUCAGUUGUGGCCGUUGCUGUGUUUUGUUCUUGGAGGUCAUUGCUGCUUCUGUUAUGAAGUUUAGAUAGUACUCUUUUGGCUCCGCAUCUCUCAUUCUGUGAUUUGAAUGGUGCUGAGGUGGUUGCAGUGAAGGGCAUCUAAAGGAAAUCUUGCUGUUGGCUUAGUAAGAAGAUCAUUGAAGUCUCGUGAAAACUGCAGAAAGUGACUUCUGAGCAGCUCUGGUCUUUUAUUUAUCUGAAGCAUUCUUGGAGGUCUCAGUAACAUCUUAAGCUCCUGGAUUUAUGGGAAGUCCCGCUUCUACCUGUAGGCCUGCAUCUGUAUGGAGAGUAUAGCAAGGGUAAAACCAGGUUACGAGGAAGGUUGCAGGGACAAUUUCAGAGACAGAGCAAAUCUGAGAGCAGUCAUCGUCUGACUAAUGCUGUUAAAGUGAUGCCAUCUGGCGUCGUGUCGGCGCUGCGCAGUAGUGUGCGUUUGGUGCCACGGGUCUUUUUCUCUGGCCAGGAGGGUGUAGGGUGAUGUGAUCUGCAGUUUCCUCACUAGCCCCUCGGCACAGAGUCGCAGGGAACGGGACCGACAGGGUUUUACAUUUCUUGAAUCCAUGCAGUAUGCUGUCCUCAAGCCGUGCUCCCCAAGGAGUCUGUGGCUGGAAAAAAAGCAUUUUGUAGGAUGGUGAAAUGUUGACUGGCAGUGUUCACUUAGAUGGCAGAAAGUGGUGUGUUUUGUGUGAAAAGCUGUAUGAAAGGGAUCAGUUCUUUCUUGUCAUGUAAUUCUGUUCAAGGCAGAUUGUGCUUUUGCAGCGGCAGAUAUUGUAAACUUUGGAUGAGAUAUUUUAAAUUAAGAAUGUGGUUUCUUUUUGAAUAAUGGGUAUUGUUAAUUGUGGGAUUGCGUUAACAUGAUUUCUCUCCCUGUACUGUAGCAAUACGUGGGAGCUGUACAUUUGUUUAACUCUUUGGAUUGAUACCUUCCUUUUGUAAAUAUGUAUUUAUAAAAUCUUGAAAUUAAAAUGAUGCUUUGUUUAACCAGA
Aquila chrysaetos chrysaetos is the source of this 2503-nucleotide messenger RNA. Its product is annotated as Golgi apparatus membrane protein TVP23 homolog B-like. The record is from RefSeq and is a predicted model, not a curated record. Lineage: Eukaryota; Metazoa; Chordata; Aves; Accipitriformes; Accipitridae. Bases 651 to 1082 code for a protein of 143 amino acids. Gene Ontology annotation, biological process: protein secretion; vesicle-mediated transport. Gene Ontology annotation, cellular component: Golgi membrane. The transcript is spliced from 6 exons.